Salvia miltiorrhiza (redroot sage) is the source of this 1892-nucleotide messenger RNA. Its product is annotated as protection of telomeres protein 1b. Lineage: Eukaryota; Viridiplantae; Streptophyta; Magnoliopsida; Lamiales; Lamiaceae. The record is from RefSeq and is a predicted model, not a curated record. The transcript has 10 exons. The coding region runs from base 394 to 1773 and encodes 459 amino acids. Gene Ontology annotation, biological process: telomere capping; regulation of telomere maintenance via telomerase. Gene Ontology annotation, molecular function: telomerase inhibitor activity; G-rich strand telomeric DNA binding. Gene Ontology annotation, cellular component: chromosome, telomeric region; nuclear telomere cap complex.
UAAUUUAUCCGUGGACGGAGUAAGUAAAUGAAAUUGAAAUUGUAAAAUGUGUUGAUUAUUAUUCCAAGUGAAGCUUGAUGCAGAUUCUGGCGUUUAAAAAGAAGUGCAGAUUCUGUUCUUGUAUUUUUACGCAGAAAUGAAAGAUUUCUAAGUAAAGCCAGCAGAAGCAGCUAAAUUUAAUUUUUGGUGAAAAUCAAUGACCAUUUUACACAGAAAAUAUAGACUUGCACAUUGUAUUGUGCUAUGGAGACGGGGAAAAAUUUCCUACCGAAUUCUUCUGCUUUUACGUAUUCCUCCUUGUUCGACAUCGCCGCCUUCAGAGUUUAGAUAUACAACUGACCUCUCCGCCUCACAGAUUGUUCACAAAAGCUAGGCUUUCGAUUUUACUGCAAAAUGAGUGCCGACGGUUACACAUUUUUGCAAAUACUUGACGCAGUUUCUUGUAUUAAUCAGCGAGUCAAUCUUAUCGGUGUAGCAACCGAGACCAGUCUUCCAAAACGUACUAAAGGAACCGAUUGUUUUUGCUCGGUAAGGAUCAUCGAUGAAUCGCAGCCAAGUGGGAUUUAUAUACAUUUUUUUGCUGAAACUAUGGAGGAGCUCCCUGCAAUUGAGUGUGUUGGAAAUAUAGUUCUGGUUUCUCAUGUUGUGAUAAAAACUAGGGCUGAGGGUGUUUAUGCUUUGUUUAACAAGAAAUUUUCAAGUUUUGCAUUAUUUGAAGGAAGGGGCUCUACCAUUAAGGAACUUGUACCUUAUCAAAUAUCAGCAAAAUAUAAACCUAGAGAGACAGACAAGAAUGCCAUAAUGAGGUUAAGGAAAUGUUCCUUUGGUGACAAAAUUGAAGCCUUGCAUGAGACACUGUUCCUGAGAGAGAUCAAAGAAGGCGAAUGCUUCAACUUGCUUUGCAAGAUUUUGCAUAUUGCUCAAGUCAAGGAAGAUGAGUGGAUGCUCUUUAUUUGGGAUGGAACAGACACACCUCCAGUUUCUGUUGAAGCGAAAUUAGAGGAAGAAAAGGAAAAUCCACUACCUUUAGCGCUGGAACCCUCUCCAUUAUCAAGAGACAUUCUAUGCACCUUUCCAGGUGUUGGAAGUGUAUUUGGGAUGGUUGUUGAUCGAGGCCGGGAGAAGCUUGGCAUUAAGUUUAUAAAAUCUAACAGAUGGGUGAAGUUUAUCAACAUAAGAUGUGAAUCUCAUGCUGCAUUGUGGCGUGCAGUGUUGACACCCUCCUCUAAGCUUUGCUAUUUGCCUGAUGAUGAUAAGAUUGUAAUGCUACGUCAAAGGAAUCAUGAGGAGCGCGUCCCUUUGAAAUGGGGAAGGAUGCCCUUCACAUGUUUUCCUUGGCCUUCUUCCAUAACAGAGACCGAUCAUCCUGAUGUGCCCUUUGUAACCUUGAUGGAUGUCCUCACUUAUCCUGAGGUGACAUAUAAAUUUAAGUGUGUAGUCCGGAUUGUUGCAUUAUUCCCAUGGAGGGUAGAGGACUUCCGUUCGCCUAGUGGAAUUUACAGAGUGAGGUUGACUCUGGAGGAUCCCACUGCAAGAAUACAUGCUUUUCUUUAUGCAGAGGAUGGGGAAAAGUUUUUUGAGAAGUGUGACUCUGUUGAUGCGCUAACAGAAAGGCGGAACAUGUUGCUUGGAUUAGAUAGAGAUCCGACGGCGGAGAACGUUACCAGAAAGCCACCAUGGAUACAGUGUUGCCUGAAGUCUUAUUAUAUCGACAGAGAUGAUAAUUGGGGAAGUAGGAAUUAUCGGAUCUUUGACACUACAUGUGUUGGCUGAUCAUGGUUUGUCGCUGAUGGAUCAAUAGGCUUUAGACAUACUUUUAAAAACUGUUGAGAUAUCGCUUGUUGUGGCUUUGAUUAGUUAUGGCUUUAUUUUAAUCAGUUAAUUGUGUGAAA